AUGCUAUAUAAAGUUUUAACUUGUCUUUCAUAUUUUGAUAGAUUUGGAGCUGAGGUGAAACUCAACUUCAGAAAAAAAGAGACUCAUCAAUCUCCCUUUGGAGGAUUUUGUACAAUUAUACUAGUUUUUGUUUUAACUGUGAUAUUCACUCGAGGAGCGAUUGCUCUUAUAUAAAAAGAAACAUUCACUAUCUCCUCAAACAAAGUACUUAAUGUUGAUCCUCCAAUCACUUAACUCCAAUUCAGUGAUUUCAUGAUGGCAUUCUAAGCAGAUAGCCCAAUCGCAAAUGGAACCAAACGAUUGUUUAAUUUCAUCCUUACUUCUUAUGUGUAGAUGAUUGAUGAAAAUGGAAAUAUGACCAAAACAUAAACAUAAUCCUACAAUUUAGAAUAAUGCACUAUAUCACAUUUUGUUGAGUUUGAUGAAUCAAACACCUACAAUAAACUGCUAAGGGAUCAAUUGUCUGAUUAUUAAUGUCUACCUCUUAAUUACAGCCUUUAAAUAUAAGGUACCUACAAUUCAAAUAUAUUUUAAUAUGGUAAAAUAUAGGUAACAAUCUGUUCGUCAGAUGAUUGUUAUACAUCCCCAGAACUUCAACAAUUCGAACAACUAGGUUAUUUCAAUAACAGUUUUAAAAUUAACACUCUUAUUCUAAACAGGGUCCCAAAUUUGAAUAUGCAGAGUAAUUACAUCUCUUAUAUUUACUCUGAUUACUACGUCUAAGCUAAAAUUGGAUUAGAAACAAAGACUGAUGUAUUUUUAGAAUAACAACAAUUAUCCAUAGAAAAGUCAGUCAUUCCAGGAAUAAAAGAUCUAGAAGUAGAUUCAGUAUUUUCAUUAAUGGAUAAUAAAUUGUAAGCUUCCUCAGUUUUUACUUCGAACAUUACAAAAGUUGCUUCCUUUUUUAUUAGACUGUCAUAAUCCGAAAUGCAUUAUUAUAAACAGUAUUAUCGAUUUGAUGAAUUGUUUUCCUAUGUUGGAGGAAUCACUUAGUUCCUUGCUACUAUUUUAGGAUAUUUCAUAUUAAAAUAUAAUUAAGCAGGAUUAUAGAUCAAAUUAGCCAAUGCCUUAUAUUAGUUUGAUAUGCCAGAGAAGAAAAAAGGUGAGACAGUGUUCUCCUUUGAAUCACUCGUCAAUAAAAUUUUUGAAUCUCUCAAAUCCAUUGAAGAUGUAGUAUCAAAAUUCAAAACUAGUGCUCAUAGACUUAUCACAUUGACAAGAUUGGCAGGAGCACUUAAAUUUCCUAAUUAACAUGUCUAAUAAACUGAUAAAGUCGACGAAGAAAUUGCGAAUCAAAUAACACUUAGACUAGAAACUUAAAACGACAAUUUACAGUCAGAAAAAUUAUAAUUUUCUCAUGAAAGUAAUUAAACUUUUUAUUUGGAAUAAGACAAGAAGAAAUUUUUAACUCUUAUCAUCUAACUAAUUUUGGAGAGUAGAAAAAAACUCUCCUUUGGUGUUCAUUUUAUUGCGAAAUAAGUUUCUAGUUCUUUGAAAAAAAAUUCGAAAGUUAAUUAUUAAUCCUAAUUAUUCGAAAAGUCUAGAAAUAUGAUAUUGAGAGAUAUGGACAUUCUAGUCAUUAUGAGCAAGGUGUAAGAGAUUGAAAAAAUUAAGCAUGUCAUUUUUAAUAAAACUUAAAGAAAAGUAUUUAACUAUCUAUAAAAACCUGUUGUUUGUGUUAAGGAUAAAAUCAACCAAGUCAAGUAUGAUCAUAACUUAAUUCAAAAUGAUCUCUAACAUAAAAGAGAUGAUGCCUUAAGAUUGACAAUGUCUUCUAAGUCUUAACUUGGAGUGAGAUAAAAAUAUAAUACUGAAAAGAAAUUUAAGAAGCUCUAUGAAGCCUAUGAAAAUUUAGCACUUUCAGAGGAUUAAGAUGAAACUGAAAAAAUAAUGAAUCAACGAUUAUUAUAACUAGUGGAACCAACAAUACAAUACAGUUUCAAUUCUCUUGUAGAAAUUGAAAGAUUAACUAGGUAACUGAGAUAUAAUAAAAAAAAAAGAGUGGCGACUAACGUUUUGAAACCAAAAACAUUUUAAAUAGGAUCAUCAAAUGAUAUUGAAGAGGAUGGAGAAAGAAAUGAUGAUAUAGACUCCUUCACUCUCAAUGGCUAAAAAAAAGAUAAUUUACACAAGAGAUCCCCAUAAAGUUUGAAUGUGAAUAGAUUCAAGAAUUUUAAUAAUAUGUAGAAUUCUCCAAGAUGGCUUAAAGAUGUGAAAUUAAAUCAAGUCUAAUCGAAAUAGGAUUUAAUGGAUAUUGAGAUUUUAUUUUGA
Paramecium tetraurelia is the source of this 2271-nucleotide messenger RNA. RefSeq lists its product as uncharacterized. Lineage: Eukaryota; Ciliophora; Oligohymenophorea; Peniculida; Parameciidae. The transcript is spliced from 3 exons. Gene Ontology annotation, biological process: reciprocal meiotic recombination. Gene Ontology annotation, cellular component: nucleus. Gene Ontology annotation, molecular function: double-stranded DNA binding. The record is from RefSeq and is a predicted model, not a curated record.